CCUAUUUGUAUAUGUAUUUCAUCACUAGCUUUAUUGUGAUGUUUUUUUUCUUAUGUCGGUGUGAAACAUGGCUUUUUAUAGAGACUUUGUGAUUCUAUAGGGGAGUCAAGUUUAUGAUUGAAGAGAAAAUGUCUUCAAUGGACUUGAGGCAAGCCUUUGUUGGCCUUCUCACCCUCUCAAUGUUCAUGAUGCUUGGUAAUAUGAUCAAGAAGGAUCAUUUUGAUUAUUCAAUUAAUGAUGUUGAAAUUCAAGCUACACAAGUUUCUCAACGUGAAUCUGUAACAGUGACUCAACCAAGCAUGGCCACAGUUUCACAUCUAAGCAAAAAGCCUUUGAAACAAAAUGAUAAAGGACUGAAAUCAUGCUGGAAUCCUCCUUCUGCACUCAAGGAAGUAGAGCAAUCUGAAGGUUUUAUCCUAUUUUCCUUAACAAAUGGCCCUGAGUAUCAUAUCUUACAGAUUGCAGAUGCAGUGGUUGUUGCCAGACACCUAGGAGCCACUCUUGUUCUUCCUGAUAUCAAAAACAGCAAAUCAGGAUAUAGCAUAAACCUUGGAGAUGUUUAUGAUGUUGGAAAUAUUUUAAAUAAGCUAAAAGGGUUAGUGAAAGUAACAAAAACACUCCCUCCUAAAGUGUCUACUAGGAACACACCAAUUGUAAGAGUACCAAACAAGGUUUCACAAGACUACAUUGUCAACAAAAUCACACCAAACUACAAAACAAAAAGGAUUAUUAAGAUUGAAUCACACUUUCCCUCAAGAAAUAACAACAACUUUGAUUUACUUGCAUGCCAAGCAAUGUUUGGAACACUUGAGUUGAAGUCAGAGAUACAAGAAGUAGCUGAGUCAAUAGUCCAAAAUCUACAAACAAGGAGCCAGGAAUCAAAUGGACAAUUUGUUGCAGUGGAUUUGAAAAACGAGUGUAACGGAAAAUACGAAAGUGGUAGAAAACAAUGUUACAAAGGACAUGAGAUUGGUGAGUUUCUGAACAAAAUAGGAUUUGGUCAAGAAACCGUUGUUUACGUCACUCAGAUUAAAUGGAGUACUGAUCUUAACUCACUCAGAUACAUGUUCCCGAAAACAUAUACCAAGGAAAACAUAAUGUUAGCAACUGAGAAAGAAAAGUUUCUAAGCUCAGAAAGUAUUGAAGUUGAGAAGGUUAUUGAUUUCUACGUAUGUUCUGAAAGUGACAUCUUUGUGCCUUCAAUGCCUGGAGGACUAUUCUAUGAAAGUGUUGCUGGGAUGAGAAUUGUGUCGGGGAAAAGUCAAAUAAUUGUUCCAAGUGAAAUAGUGAGUUCAUCAGCUUCAGUUUCUGAAUACAUGUCUCGAUAUGUGACCAAGAAGAACCAUUUUGCUUAUAAAUGCUAUUGCUGA
Messenger RNA from Lathyrus oleraceus (garden pea), 1370 nucleotides. Its product is annotated as protein MANNAN SYNTHESIS-RELATED. The transcript is spliced from 6 exons. Bases 114 to 1370 code for a protein of 418 amino acids. The record is from RefSeq and is a predicted model, not a curated record. NCBI's taxonomy places the organism in Eukaryota, Viridiplantae, Streptophyta, Magnoliopsida, Fabales, Fabaceae.